AUCACCAAAAUAGAAAGAACACAUAAGUGUGAUAAAAUCAAACACAAACUCAAAGAAACAUGGCUGCAAUGUUCAUUACAAAAAAUGUACUCUUCCGCUUCUCUAAGUCAUUCCCUAAUGUCCCUUCAACUUCACUUCCCAAACCCUCUAGAGUCUUCUUCGCUUCAGCUUCAAACCAUUCAGACUGGAGAAAUGCAGCAGAAGGAACAAGAAACACUUCAACUGAUUGGGCCUAUGAUCGAUCUUCAACCUCAUCAAAGACAAGACGCGAUGCAGAUGAAAUAGCUGAUAGAGCAAGAGAAUCGAUGAGCGAAGGAGUAGACUCAGAGGACAUCAAACAAUAUGCAUGGGAUGCAAAAGAGAAGACAAAGGAUGCUGCAAACAGGGCUGCAGAUAAGGCGGAAUAUGCUGGAGACAAGGCAAGAGACUAUGCUUAUGAUGCCAAGGAAAGAACCAAGGAUGCUGCAGAGGGUGCUGGAGAGACGGUUAGAGACUAUGCUUAUGGCGCAAAGGACAGAACCAAGGAUGCAGCAGAGAGUGCUAAAGACUAUGCUUAUGAUGCCAAGGAAAGAACCAAGGAUGCUGCAGAGCGUGCUGGAGAGACUGUUAGAGACUAUGCAUACGGCGCAAAGGACAGAACCAAGGAUGCAGCAGAGAGUGCUAAAGACUAUGCUUAUGAUGCAAAGGAAAGAACCAAGGAUGCUGCACAGAGUGCUGGAGAGACAGCUAGAGAUUAUGCUUAUGGCGCAAAGGAAAGAACCAAGGAUGCUGCAGAGCGUGCUGGAGAGACCGUUAGAGACUAUGCUUACGACGCAAAGGAUAAAACCAAGGAAGGAGCAAGUUACAUGGCUGAUAAAACAAAAGAAGGAGCUGAGAAAACAGCGGAGAAGACAGAGGAGGUUGCUGGGUCGGCGACUCAGGCUCUAAAGAAUGCAGGGGAAAUGGCGAAGCAGACCGCCCAAGGAGCAUGGGAGACUGCUAAGGACGCGACACAGAAGAUUAAGGAGACGGUGAUUGGGAAGGAUGAUGAUGAUGAUCACGGUGGUGGUGGUGGUGCCGGUGCUGUUGUAGAUGAACAUGUUCAUGAAUUGAGGAGAAAAGGUUAUGGGCAGAGUAAAGAUCUUGGUCAGAGCAAGGGUUAUUGAAAGGAAGAAUUAAGGCUUUAAUUAAUUAGUAUAGUACUAUGGCACGGUUUAUCAUGUAUAGUUGUAUGUUUAUCAACUUUCAAUGUGCAACUAUCUUUGUUAACAGAGUUGCAUAAUUCCCUCAAAUUACUUUCACUUUAUAUAUAGUAUUAGUAUAAAUAAAA
Molecule: messenger RNA, 1309 nt
Organism: Trifolium pratense (red clover)
Lineage: Eukaryota; Viridiplantae; Streptophyta; Magnoliopsida; Fabales; Fabaceae
Product: late embryogenesis abundant protein 19-like
Exons: 2
Coding region: 60-1145 (361 amino acids)
Source: RefSeq, a predicted model, not a curated record